CGAUUAUAACUAUAAUAGAAUAUUAUUCGUAUAUUGUGUAUACUUGUUAUUGUUUGCAACAAUAUGUCGGUGUGUGGUAGCUGCAAUAAGAAAAUAAGAAAUUCUGACUGGAUUACAUGUGAUAUUUGCCGAAAAAAUAUCCAUGUGGAAUGUGCUGGACUUUCUAAGCUUGAAGUGGAUUGUGUACGGUCUAAUUCCAGGAAAAUACAUUUUUACUGCGAUAAAUGCGACAUUAUUACUACGAUUAAUGACCUAAAAGACGAAAUUGAAGGUUUGAAGUCUGAGUUAAACGAAUUAAAAAACUGCCGCAACAAGGUCGAUGAUGACUCCCACAAGAAACUAUCAGACGAGGAAAUUAUCACAGAGGUUGAAGACAGAAAUCGUCGUGCAAAUAACUUAAUUUUGUAUAACCUGCCGGAAUCCGUUGAAGAGUCUGCUGUAGCGAGAAAGGAAGAUGACAUGGGACGUUGUCAAAGUAUUGUGGUUCCUAAUGCUAACACGGAUACCAUCCCUAUAGUGUCCUGUGUGAGGUUAGCUGUCUCGAAGGAAGACUCCGAAGACCACAAUCACGGCAAGCUACCCUACAACGGUUACAGCGACGAGUUCCUAGACCGCUUGGAGCCCAACGGCAACAUACCUGCUGGUAAAGGUGAUAUUAGAUACGAAUUGUACAAUGUGGCCGGUCACGAGAGGGUGAAACGGCAACUUUCCGUGUCCUCCGACAGCAAACUCCUCGACGAAGACAUUCGGGAGGAGACCAAAGUGAUACUAAGACCGAGAAAACCCCCUAGACCCAAGUCGGAAGUUUUACUCAAUCAAGGGUCCGAUCACCGGCGAACGAAGAGGUAUUCCGCUUUCGGGGGCGACUCACCGUUCGGCAAAUCGGAAGCCUACAUAAAACUAGAACAAUUAGGUGAAGGUUCAUACGCGACCGUGUACAAAGGAUUUAGCAAUUUACAAAACCAAGUCGUAGCUUUGAAAGAGAUUAGACUCCAGGAAGAAGAAGGUGCCCCGUUUACGGCGAUCCGGGAAGCCUCGCUUCUUAAAGAACUGAAACAUGCGAACAUAGUCACAUUGCACGACAUCGUCCACACGAGAGAAACUCUCACGUUUGUUUUUGAAUAUGUCCAUACCGAUCUGUCUCAGUAUCUUGAGCGACACAGUGGCGGUCUGGAUCCCCGCAACGUUCGGCUGUUUCUCUUCCAGUUGUUGAGGGGCCUAUCGUACUGUCACAAGCGCAGGGUCUUACAUCGAGACGUCAAACCGCAGAAUUUGCUCAUCAGCGAAAUCGGCGAGCUAAAAUUGGCCGAUUUCGGUCUAGCAAGGGCGAAAUCUGUCCCGAGUCAUACUUACUCACAUGAGGUUGUCACCCUGUGGUACAGGCCGCCCGACGUUCUGCUCGGCAGCACCGAAUAUUCUACCUCGCUGGAUAUGUGGGGGGUGGGAUGCAUAUUCGUCGAGAUGAUCACGGGCAUGGCGAUCUUUCCCGGAGUCAGGGAUACAUACGAUCAACUAGAUAAAAUAUUUAAGGUAUUAGGAACUCCGACAGAAGAAGACUGGCCCGGCGUGACGCGACUGCCGGGGUAUAAACUCCAUAAAAUAGGACAGUAUAGAUCUAGGAAAUUGGGGCUGUGUUGGCCGAGGUUGCACGACGUCGUCCACGGCGAAACCAUGGCGACGUCGCUCCUCCAGCUGGACCCCCAGAAGCGGUUAGGUGCCGACGAAGCAAUGGUGCACCCAUAUUUCAACGGAUUGCCUAAGAAGCUGCUAGAACUGCCCGACGAUGCUUCAAUCUUCAGCGUGGAAGGCGUACACCUAUACCAAGAGCAGUAUUCCGGAAUUAAAUGAGGAUUGUCGAAACUACCUCUCUCAGGAACCUUCUUUAAGCAAUGACCUUUCGGUCAUCUAUUCCUUCAUCGUAAAUGCUUCAAGCCACGCCUCUGUUCCACUGCUGUACAACAACCAUUGGAGUCAUGACGUUUGUUGGACAUCAGUGCGAACAUGCAGCCGACAAAAAUUUGAAAAAAAAAAACACAGAUCCAUUCCUUCCAUGGUGCUCAAUUAAUAAAACUAAGACUAGCGUCUGGUCACGAACAAAGCAAAAAUAAAGGGGCUGUUACACAGCGGACUGAGUUUCUACAAGGCUGGAAUCGCCGUUGCCUUGGCACACCGUUUUGUUUUUUCGACGUGUAUAUACAUGCAGAUUUUGUGUUGGCACCCCGCACUCACCACGCAACGCCAUCUAGUAGCCGUUCCUCUGCGCCACGUAACUAAACGAACAAGACUUAAGACUGAAUCGUGCGGAUCGUGUCUUAUUAACCAUGUCGCCAUGGUAUAGGGGGCGCUGCGGCUUGGCAGGGGAACAAAACGUGCCAAGGGGCAAAGUAGUGAUUUUUAGCGGUCGUAGGCGCAUUUAUUUCGUUUUUUAACGUUUUUCGUUCCGUUCGGGUUCUCUCGGCAAAUCGUAGGAAAUACAGGAUCUAGGCCUAAUUCAUACAUAGAGCAUGGUUUAGUUGGAUAAGUUUGCGUUUCUAGUGAAUGCUGUGAGCUCUAGAACACCAUCUUUAGUCAAUGAAUAGCGAAACAAAAGAAGUAUAAGUAGAGUAGGCCAUCUUUGGAUCAAGGCACUAAGUUAAGCGGCAAUGCACCCCUCCUGUGGUACGUCCAAACAUGCCGUCAACUUCACUUGUCAUAGUUUACGCCAUGUUGAUUAGCGGUUAGAUUUUACUAAUUCACUCUCAUGCUCAGUGCACGCUUACGUAGGCACUUGUUUCCGUCAAAAAUGACAAAUCAAAAUUCUUUUAAUAAUCGGAUGAAUCGAAUUCGCGACAUGCCAAGCUGGUGGUCUUUCUUUUCUUGGUCAUUUUUAUCGCUAUUUUUCGUUCUUUUCUUCUACGUUGUUCUUUUGGAUGUAUCGCUCUUCGAGAUGCACCACUUUUGUGUCAGUGUACAAAAUUGGUGUACAUUAUAUUAUGUGAUAGAGUUAAAUUGUUACUUUGGUUUGUUACGAGGAUGUGUUUACUGAAGGUAAAUUUUAUGAAUACCGAGGAAUAAUGGUGUACGUAAUCCUUGUACCAUGUUGCAUUGUACAUAGAAAUAGUUGUUUAUAUUAUAAGAUAAUUAUACGAAUACCGAAAUUUACUGAAUAAUAAAUGUCUUUGUAUAA
Molecule: messenger RNA, 3166 nt
Organism: Zophobas morio
Lineage: Eukaryota; Metazoa; Arthropoda; Insecta; Coleoptera; Tenebrionidae
Gene: Eip63E
Product: cyclin-dependent kinase 14
Exons: 8
Coding region: 64-1848 (594 amino acids)
Biological process (GO): protein phosphorylation
Cellular component (GO): cytosol; nucleus; cytoplasm
Molecular function (GO): cyclin binding; ATP binding; cyclin-dependent protein serine/threonine kinase activity
Source: RefSeq, a predicted model, not a curated record